Messenger RNA from Nerophis lumbriciformis (worm pipefish), 1206 nucleotides. The record is from RefSeq and is a predicted model, not a curated record. Lineage: Eukaryota; Metazoa; Chordata; Actinopteri; Syngnathiformes; Syngnathidae.
AUGGCUAUAAACGACUGUAAGCUGGCUGUACUCCUCUUGCUGGUCCUUGGCUUCCCACGCCACCAAGUAACAGGAAUUUGCGACGUGGAGGUUUGCGCCACCAAACCAGAAAGAUGUGCCUUGUCCAAAGACAAAACCACCUGUAAGUGCCUGGAAGGAUUUUAUGAUGACCACUGUGACAAAGAUGCACACAUCAAAGUAUUUUGCACUAAAAAGUACAUGGGUGUCAGAGCACGAGAGGAAUUCUUCUUGUACUACAACACGCCGGUCACGUCUUUGCACCUGCCCAAUAAAUCGUGCAAAGCGUACAGGGAAGUCAUCAACAAAGUUCCCUACUACAUGGUCAAGCUAGCCAAAAAUGAAUACAUCAGCUGUGGAGGCAAGUCGCUUGAGAAAAAUUUUACUCAUGUCACAUACACCCUUAGUCUUCAGUCAGAGCCUCAGGCCAUUGGAAACAUCAUCAGAGAUCCAGUCAUAAAGUUGGAUUUCACAUGCAUCUUUCCGUUCAUCAGAACAGUCAGCCUACCUUUUCCAAUUGAGCCCAUUUCCAGUGAGGCGAUGGUGCGCGUCGAUGAGUUGGAGGCGACCAUACAGAUAAUGCUGUACACGGAUCAUAGCUACACAACAGCCUUCAGCAGCGCCCCCACUGUGGAGCUGGGAGACCAGGUUUAUGUUGAGGUGGCCGUGACUGAUCCCGCAGACUUUUUCCUUCUCCGCAUAAACGACUGCUGGGCCACGCAGAGUCGGCAUGCCAAUGCCUCGGGGGGAUUGGUUCACAGCCUGAUUUGGAAUGGGUGUGUAACUGACGACACGGUUGUCUUCCACGGCCUGAACGAGGGAGAGUCUGGCCUCAAUGGGCAGAGCUCCACCAUUCACUACAGCUUUGCCAUGUUCCGCUUCAGUGUGGAGCCGCAUUUGUUCUAUCUGCACUGCACAGUGCAACUCUGUGACCCGGAUGACAGAAUAUCCUGCACUCCUAAUUGCAAGUCCAUCACUAAACGAGAAGCGGUGCACAUGGACCCCGCCCAAGGGCUCUUGUCAUAUGGGCCCAUCAGAAUUGAAACUCCAGAUAAACCUAGCUCUAACAUAAUGAUGACUGUGGUUCUCCCCGUGGCAGGCGUCUGGGCCGUGGGCUUCAUCCUCACCCUCCUCAUCGCGAUGGCAAGAGCCGGCAGUAGGAAGAUUGCAAAGACUGAGCAGGCCUGA